This is a messenger RNA of Tetrahymena thermophila SB210, 402 nucleotides long. RefSeq lists its product as hypothetical. Lineage: Eukaryota; Ciliophora; Oligohymenophorea; Hymenostomatida; Tetrahymenidae. The transcript has a single exon. The record is from RefSeq and is a predicted model, not a curated record.
AUCAUAUAAAAUAUUAGUAUUUUAUCAUUAUUUUAUAAGAUAUUAAUAACAUUUUAUAUUUUACUUAAUUUUAAAAAAAUUAAUUUUGUUUUUUUCUAUUAAUAAAAAUAAAGAUUGAUUAGAUUCAACAAAAAUUUAAAGAAGCUCUAAGAGAAAAUAAAUAAUUGCUAUCUGGAUUAAACAAUAAUGCUUUAGGUGGAAAUAAUUUAUUGCAAUAACCUUAAAUAAAUUUACAGACCUAAUAAAUUUCAGUAUAGCUACCAGAAGAAGAGAUUGCUCUUUGUUAAAAGGUAUUAUUCAAAGUUGCUUAGUUAACAAAGAGACAAUAAAAAAAGCUUAAUUAAAAAUAAAACAAAGAUAUUUUAUUUAAGCAAAAUUGAGUAUUAAUGUAAAAAUGAGUGA